Messenger RNA from Peromyscus maniculatus bairdii (prairie deer mouse), 1709 nucleotides. RefSeq names its product SRP receptor subunit beta (gene Srprb). Gene Ontology annotation, cellular component: Golgi apparatus. The record is from RefSeq and is a predicted model, not a curated record. Lineage: Eukaryota; Metazoa; Chordata; Mammalia; Rodentia; Cricetidae. Gene Ontology annotation, molecular function: GTPase activity; GTP binding. Gene Ontology annotation, biological process: intracellular protein transport; protein localization to Golgi apparatus; Golgi to plasma membrane protein transport.
UGCUCCGCGCCCCAUCGCAGCGCGGAGUCUAGGGCCACGUCGCUUAGGCGGACCGGGAAGACAACUCACCUUCCUCAUGGCUUCCGCGGAUACCCGGCGAGUGGGGGACGGCGCCGGGGGCGCCUUCCAGCCUUACCUCGAUUCCUUGCGGCAGGAGCUGCAGCAGAGGGACCCGACGCUGCUCUCCGCGGCGGUGGCGCUGCUCGCGGUCCUGCUGACGCUGGUUUUCUGGAAGUUCAUCUGGAGCAGAAAGAGCAGUCAGAGGGCUGUUCUCUUCGUUGGGCUUUGUGACUCUGGGAAAACGUUGCUGUUUGUCAGGUUGCUAACUGGCCACUACAGAGACACACAGACUUCCAUUACCGACAGUUCUGCUGCGUACAAAGUGAACAAUAACAGGGGCAAUAGCCUGACUUUGAUUGACCUCCCUGGACAUGAGAGCUUGAGGCUUCAGUUCUUAGAUCGCUUUAAGUCUUCAGCCAGGGCUGUGGUGUUCGUGGUGGAUAGUGCCACGUUCCAGCGGGAGGUGAAAGAUGUGGCCGAGUUUCUGUAUCAGGUCCUCAUCGACAGCAUGGGUCUGAAGAACACACCCUCCUUCUUAAUAGCCUGCAAUAAGCAAGAUAUCGCAAUGGCAAAAUCAGCAAAGUUAAUUCAGCAGCAGCUUGAAAAGGAACUCAACACCUUACGAGUCACCCGGUCUGCUGCUCCCAGCACACUGGACAGUUCCAGUCCUGCACCUGCUCAGCUGGGAAAGAAAGGCAAAGAAUUUGAAUUCUCCCAGUUGCCCCUCAAAGUGGAGUUCCUGGAGUGCAGUGCCAAGGGUGGACGAGGGGAUGCCGGCACUGCUGACAUCCAGGACUUGGAGAAGUGGCUGGCCAAGAUUGCCUGAGGAGCAGCCCUGGCUGCAAACCUUCAUCUGUGACUGACUGGCAGUUGGGAAGGGCUGUGCUGGGGUGGAGCCGAUAAAGAGGGGCAGGGCAUGUAUGUGUCUGCAGCAUCUCCGUGUUCUAGAACAGUUCUACCAGCUUGAGAGUACAUGUCCCUCCCUUUCAGCUCCUUUCUCAGCUAGUCCUUAUUUAAUUCUCCUGUUCUCCCUUCGGAAGGUGUAGCACUGCUUUAGUGUGUGACACAGCACAGAGACCUUACCACGAGAAUAGGUUGAUCUGGAAAGUUCUUGUCCCCUGCCUCUCUGCUUCGGUCUCUCUUCCUGGAACCAGACCUGCCUGUGUGUGGAACCAGUUAAUUUCCAGUUGCCCCUGGUAUUCUGGCAUAAUUCAUUGUCUGUUCUUAGUGACGUCUCAGGUGUAAAGGUAGUUACAAUGAAGACAGGCUCAGAACCACAGGGCACAGUUGACAGUGUGUUCUUCAUGGGCUCAGUGACUUAUCUCCAUUCCAGCUUGGGUUCAAAAGCCUGCUGGGAACCUCUAGAGUCGCCCUCACAUGAUGGAUGUAAGAGCCACCUCCCCAGACACUCACGGCUUAGUGUGUUCUAGAGGAACUGGGGAGAGCCGGGAGACCGCACGCUGCAGCCUCGGGUGGUGAGCCCCCACCCCACCCCCCACCCCGGGCUGUCUGCCGGUGCUACUUGGUCAGCUCCUGUUGUGUCUGCCACCUCAGCUCAAAAGCCGUGGAACAACACAGAGAAGUCCACUGUGUAGAUUUUUAAGUGUGUAUUCAUUCAUGCUUUAAAAAAAUUUGCCUUUUCAAAGUAA